Maniola jurtina (meadow brown) is the source of this 1033-nucleotide messenger RNA. RefSeq names its product gametocyte-specific factor 1-like (gene Gtsf1). Bases 149 to 589 code for a protein of 146 amino acids. The record is from RefSeq and is a predicted model, not a curated record. The transcript has 4 exons. Lineage: Eukaryota; Metazoa; Arthropoda; Insecta; Lepidoptera; Nymphalidae.
CUUCAUUUUCUUGCUUGUACGCCACUCGACGCGACGGAUUCUCGAUUGGAUUGGAAGACUUGUAUUUACUAUUUAAUAUUAAUUUUCUUAUUUCUGCAAAUUUAAUUGCCUAACUUUCGUAUUCUGCAACCCAAACAAGACAUCAGAGAUGACUACCCCAGCGCCCCAUCAGCUAGUGACAUGCCCGUUCAACAAGUCCCACCAGAUUGAGCACUAUAGGAUGCAUGUUCACCUGCAAAAAUGCAGCAAGCAACACAAAAAUCUAAAAUAUUCUACAUGCCCGUUGGACGCCACGCAUAUAGUCCUUGAUGCCCAAUUGGAUCAUCACGUGGCAAAUUGCCCGAAGAGUGUCAUGUUUCACAGUAAAAUAUACAUUAUGGAUAAUGACCACCGCCCCAUUGUCCCGGUCCAGAGGCCACAGCCUGUGGAAGAUUGUGAAGAGGACUGGGAAAGUUCGAAUGUAUCGUCAUACGUUCCUGAUCCCGCCAAAAAGGGACCCCACAUCAUCAACAAGAUCAAAGGAGCAACUCCCUCCGAGCGCAGGAAGGCGCGUAUGCAAGGCAUACAGACCUACAAACCCCCGCAAUAAGUUUACUGUAACUAUUACAUAUAUAUAAAAUACUCACGCGUCAUGAAAGUUGAAAAAUUAGGGGUAAAAUUAAAAAAUGGGGGCCAUAUAAGUUUUUAAUGAGGAGUUAUGACAGUUUUAAGAGAAGUGACCUUAAAAUAUCUGUGUCUGGUUCAUUUCAUUUUUUGAUUGAUUAAGUAUUUUUCAAAUUAGAACCAAGCUAAUAUUGUACAUACAAUAUUUGUAUAGUAUAGUAAAGCGUUACUUGUGACGUGAUCAACUAUGGUCAAUGGAAGGCAUUUUUCUUUCUAAUAAAUUUAUAAUUUUGAAUUCAGAAUGGCACCUGAAAAAAAAUAUCUCAAUUUUUUUUAAAUUUUUUCAAAAAUUCAGUUUGCAUAAUUUUGUUUUAUUUCCCCCUUUAUAGUGAGAUGAAAAGUUGUGCGUUAUGCACAGCUGCAAAAUUUU